GGCGGCCCCCGCGCUGCAUGGCGGUCGCCGUAGUCCGUGAGGGGACUGCAUUUCCCGGGCAGCCCCGCGGCGGCGGGCCGGUUGCCGUUGUUGCAUAGGAAACAGCUGAAGAGUCUCCACAUGACAGGGGGGGAAGGAGGAGGAGGAAGUGUGGAGACCCGCGGGCCGCCGUCCCGGGCAGCCAUCCCGCCGCCCGCCGCCUCCCGCCGGCCAUGAACGGCUUCGCCCCCGAGGAGGUGGCCGACCCCGUCGCCGCCACGGCGGGCAACGCGGGCUCGGCCGUGGAGGUGCCGCCGCCGCCGCCUCCUCCGCCACCGCCGCCGCCGCCUCCCGCCGCCGCCGCCGCCGCUCCGGCGGGCGGCCCCGGGGCCGGUCAGCUGUGCUGCCUCCGUGAGGAGGGCGAGCGGUGCGGGCGGGCGGCCGGCAACGCCAGCUUCAGCAAGAGGAUCCAGAAGAGCAUCUCGCAGAAGAAGGUGAAGAUCGAGCUGGACAAGAGCGCGAGACAUCUCUACAUCUGCGACUUUCACAAAAACUUAAUUCAGAGCGUGAGGAACAGGAGGAAGAGGAAAGGCAGCGACGACGACGGCGACUCGCCGGUACAAGACGUCGACACUCCAGAGGUUGAUUUAUAUCAGUUACAAGUAAACACACUUCGAAGGUACAAAAGACACUUCAAGCUACAGACCAGACCGGGACUUAACAAAGCACAGCUCGUUGAAAUAAUUGGCUGCCAUUUUAGGACAAUUCCAGUGAAUGAAAAGGACACCUUAACAUAUUUCAUCUACUCGGUGAAGAACGACAAGAACAAGCCAGACCUAAAGCUGGAUAGCGGGGUUCAUUAGACGGCAAAGGUCGGGACUGAGACUCAGGCUGCAAAUCAAAGGACUGAGGGUUUUUGUUGAUAUGCAAAAGCUUUCUUUGUAACUUUCCCCUCCCCCCCGCCCCCAGAGAGUUUGUCUCUGUUUUAUUUUUCAUAACCUUGCUGAUUUGUUUGAAAACCAUCUCUUACGAAACAAAUUUCCUCAGCAAAAGUAUUUUAAAUAAAUAUCACUGAUAUUGUUGCUCAAGUGGGUGUGUCUGUAACUUAUUUAGUGAGUUACUUGUACCUAAUAGUUAAGC
This is a messenger RNA of Chroicocephalus ridibundus (black-headed gull), 1119 nucleotides long. RefSeq names its product Sin3A associated protein 30 (gene SAP30). NCBI's taxonomy places the organism in Eukaryota, Metazoa, Chordata, Aves, Charadriiformes, Laridae. The record is from RefSeq and is a predicted model, not a curated record. Gene Ontology annotation, cellular component: histone deacetylase complex. Gene Ontology annotation, biological process: regulation of DNA-templated transcription. The transcript has 4 exons. Gene Ontology annotation, molecular function: protein binding; transcription coregulator activity. The coding region runs from base 213 to 842 and encodes 209 amino acids.